AGAUCCAUGCCGGGUGUACUUGUCAAGGUGGAAGGGUCACAGGCCUUACCCAAAAAGGGCCGUAAAGUGACUGUGGUCGGUGUGGGAUCUGUAGGCAUGGCGGUUGCAUAUGCAAUCAUGGUUAAGGAACUUGCAACCGAAAUCGCUCUGGUUGACAUUGCUUGUGAACGUGUUAAAGGAGAAGUGAUGGAUUUGAAGCACGGGAAGCAGUUUGUUCGGCAUUGUAAUGUGAUUGGUAGUACAGUCUCGGCUGGUUCAGAUAUUGUAUUUGUGACGGCCGGAGCGCGACAACAGGAGGGGGAAUCACGAUUGAAUCUAGUGCAAAAAAAUGUGAACAUUUUCAAAGGAAUGAUUCCACAAAUAGCAAGACACAGUCCUUGUUGCAUACUGAUUAUAGUAACCAAUCCAGUUGAUAUUCUCACCUCUGUCGCAGCCAGACUGAGUGGAUUUCCACCCAAUCGGGUGAUUGGAACCGGGACAAUGCUUGAUUCCUCCCGAUUUCGCACAAUGUUAGGCGAGGUUCUGGGAGUGUCUCCGUCCUCAGUGCAUGCACUAAUCAUCGGUGAACACGGGGAUUCAAGUGUCCCCGUCUGGAGUAAAGUGAGCGUGGCCGGCGUUCCUUUGUCUUCAUUAAAUCCAUUGGUUGGGAAACCAAACGAUCCAGAGAAUUAUGGAGUCAUUCACAAAAAUGUUGUUGACAGUGCGUACCAAGUGAUCAAAUUGAAAGGUCAGACAUCGUGGGCCAUUGGACUGACCUGUUAUGCCUUGGCGAAUGCUAUUCUCAAUAAUGCGCAUACCAUUUAUCCAUUAACAACCUGCGUGAAGGGUUUCUAUAACAUACAAGACAAUGUCUAUCUGAGCUUACCCGUACUGGUGACCGCGAAUGGGGCAGAAUACAUUGUGCCGUUAUCCCUGUCCCCGGAAGAAGAAGCUCAAUUGCGGAAAAGUGCAAACGCUCUGGCCGAAGUGACUCGGACAAUAAAUUGGUGUUCGUGA
Echinostoma caproni is the source of this 996-nucleotide messenger RNA. The record is from the annotation of a GenBank genome assembly. Lineage: Eukaryota; Metazoa; Platyhelminthes; Trematoda; Plagiorchiida; Echinostomatidae.